Trichobilharzia szidati is the source of this 1824-nucleotide messenger RNA. The record is from the annotation of a GenBank genome assembly. Lineage: Eukaryota; Metazoa; Platyhelminthes; Trematoda; Strigeidida; Schistosomatidae.
AUGGAUUUGCGUGCCGAUGACCAUUUGAUUGGGUUAGACUUUCAGAAAGAUCACCCUGUUGACGUUAGGAAAAAGAAGGGAAGAAUGAUGUACAAAGCCAAGAAAUAUAGACUGGAAAACGAGAUCAAGGUUACCGCGAUUAAUAAACAGCUCAAAAUACCCUGGCCUAUUUAUUCCUUCAGAAAUAAAAAAUGCUAUAUUGAUGAUAAUAUUCUUCGUAACUUAUCGGAGCUGACAUACAAAGUUCCAACGCCUAUUCAAGCUCAGGGUAUUCCAAUUAUGAUGCAGCAUCGUAAUCUACUGGCUUGUGCACCAACAGGUUCAGGGAAAACAGUCGCCUACCUACUUCCAGUGCUUAAUGAAUUAUUAUUAACAAAACUUCCCGACUGUGUUAAUUCUACGGAUACUCUGGAUGGAAAUAUGCAGUUAGAAAAGAAAAUAUUUCCAUUCGCUAUUAUCUUGGCCCCCACCCAAGAACUUAUGCAUCAAAUCUGGUCUGAAGCGAUUCGGUUAUGUCGUGGUGUCCAAGGAGACUGUUAUGUGGCAAUGCUCAACCAAAAACACUAUUCUAAUCGGUGCAAAAGGAGCUCAGAUAAGACUGUUGGGACUGGAAGUGUACUACAGAAUUCGAAGAAGUCACGUGAAUUAAGAUUACCUUUGAACACAAAAAUCCUAAUUACAACGCCAAGUCGGUUAAUUGCUUUGUUAUCUCUUCCACCCAAGCAAUGUCCGUUUGACUUCUCCAGGCUCUUUUGGCUCGUGGUGGAUGAAUGUGAUAAGAUGCUGGAAGUAAAUUUUGGCGAUGUUUCUCGUCUUAACUCAGAGCAUUUGGACAAAGGGAAAUAUCGACCUCGUGGAUUUCAUGAUCAGUUAGCUGCUAUCCUCGAGGCCGCGAAGACCAGCCAUUCCAAUGAACAGUUACUGACUAGGCCUGCUAUCGCUUUGUUUUCAGCUACUAUUCCCGAUGAGGUUGUACUAUGGGCAAAAAAUCAGCUACCUGCUCUCCUGCAGACUGAUAAUUUCGCCCUAGAAUUAGUUCAAUUAAGAGUGGGUAUCCGAAAUGCUGCUGUUUCUACUGUCAAACAAGAGCUGCGCUACUGUGCUAAUGAACAAGGGAAACUUUUAGAAAUGCGUUACCUACUUGCUAAUGGACUAGCUUAUCCAUGUUUGAUUUUUAUGCAGUCUCGAGAGAGAGCUAAUGAAAUCCUUAAAGAAAUCCUACUAUCUGAUGCAAACAUUUUGGUAAAUGUUAUUUCUGGUGAUAAAACGACAGCUCAACGUGCCAAAGUUGUUCGUGCUUUUCGUGAAGGAAAACUUCAUGUUCUCAUUUGUACAGAUUUAUUGGGUCGUGGAAUCGAUUUCAAAGGUGUCAGUAUGGUAGUCAACUAUGAUGUCCCUGCAUCAGAACAAGAAUAUAUACAUCGUGUCGGUCGAACUGGAAGAGCUGGUCACCAUGGAAGAGCUGUUACACUGUGGAGUGAUGCUGACCUUCCGCAUAUGGAUGGUAUCUUAUCAGUAAUGAAAAGAAGCGGUUCAGAGGUUGAUGCAGAACUAGACAGACUUGUGAACCAGUGGAAAACAAAUCGUGUAAACAUAAUGUCCAAAAACAAAGAAUCUAAUGCAAAUCGGUGUCUGAGUAGUGUAAUUAGUCGUCGACGUGGAGAAAGACGUCUCGCCUAUAAAAUCCUCAAAAAUUCAGACAGAAAAAGAAGUGAAACUGCUGAUAGUGAAGAAAAGAGCAUGUGGUUGAGGCCUUGGAAUCCCCACAGAGGUCGUAUCAGUGAUGUGCCUGGGGCGCUAAGCAAAAAACACGAAACUAAGUAA